CCUUAAGAUACAGAAGCGUUCGCCUUGACUUACAUACGCUGGAGCGUUCCAGAUCUUCUAAGGUUUCGUCAGGUAUUGAUACAGAUGCACCGGUACCCUAAAAUGGACAAAGUUACGGAGUAUGAGAGCUCUAAGCUAGCCGGGAGCCUGACGUCGGUGAAAUCAAGCAGCCAAAGGAGCACCUUAUGCAAGGGAUUGCAAACUAGAAUGAGUACAAAAAUUUGGCGCCCGUGGGAUAUGGAACCGAGUGAAAAUGUUAUUAGGAAAUCAACAAGAUAUCAGCCUUACAGAGGAAAUGAACGAACAGCCCCGUCUCAACCAUUGCGACAGUACCUCAAUACUUUUAAGCAUCCUGUCAGACUGUACUGGACUAAAGCGGCGUAUGACUAUAUGUACGAGGCCGGAGAGAGUUUACUUAGGAACUUCCCUGUGCAAGCAACCAUACAAAUCGCUGAAGAAAGCGACAGCGAAGACGAGGAAGAGGAAGAAGAGGAGGAAAGCUCAAGUCAGCAACAGCCACAUCGGAAAAAUGAUGUUAAAAGUACAUAGGGUUUUAUAACAAUGGAGCUUUUAUCAGUUGAUUUUAAAGCUUUAUAUAUAGCUGUCGGCAGCUACCAAAAGAAAUCGCUAUUCUGGGCUGUAGCAGAGGGUGGGGCGCUAGGGGCACGCGUCCCUCCCCCCCCCCCCCCUUCCUCCCUAAAUGUUUUCAAAAAGUUUCUGUAUCGUGUCCGCCAAUAUUUUGAGUUCUGCUACAGUUCUGCUAUGGCAAACCUUCACACGGGGCCGCCAUCACCAUCCCUUACUUAUCUGUAAAUGAUAGGUAGUUUAUCACUAGGAAACCUUGGCUAUGACCAUGGCAAAAACAAGACUGUCUUGUUUUUGCAGUGACUACCUAGCCUAGUGUUAUGGUACUUUUUUAAAAGUGUUGAUAAGGUUCAUACACUAUAAUCAGUUAUUUGUUUGUUGAUAGCAAAAAUUUCUAGAGUAAUUACAGCUCUCUAAAGGCCCUUAAAGAAGGUCUAUAAAAAAAUGUCAAGAGCCAGUUUAAGAGACAAAGGGGCUAUAAAAAAGAACAGUCUAAAUCAUUUAUCAAAACAGGAUGUACAAAUAACUUGAAUAGGAAUUCCACCACACUUUUUACUGCUUGUUGAAUACCUUUUUAUAAGGUUUGGAAAAAUUCACCAGUCUCUCUUAAAAACAUCUAUACAUUGAACAUGAAAUAUAGCUCUAUAUUUGUACAUAUAUUGUAUUCAAAAGGUAUUUUAUAUCUUAUAAAUGUUAAAAGAUAUUAUUCGCAAACUUGGAAUGACAAUUAAGUUGUAUAAAAAAUUGCACAUGACAGUGGUCCGAAUAACACCAGGGUAGCAAUUUGUAACAGAGAACUCAAAUAUUUGUUACAAAUCUGAUUAUCCUGUGAACACUUUAAAAUAAUCAACCAAAACAUCUUAAUCUUUUUGGCAUUUUUGUUGUUCCGUUUGUUUUGAAUCAAACUAUGAUUUUUACAGUUGAUUUAACAGUGUAUGUGAUUUUAAUCAUUUCAAUAAGUAUAUUAUGAUGUCUGUACAAUGUUUUAAAAGAUAUUGUAUAUGUUUGAAUAAAAUUGAGUAAGUCACUCUCUA
Messenger RNA from Nematostella vectensis (starlet sea anemone), 1619 nucleotides. RefSeq names its product protein ripply2. NCBI's taxonomy places the organism in Eukaryota, Metazoa, Cnidaria, Anthozoa, Actiniaria, Edwardsiidae. Gene Ontology annotation, biological process: negative regulation of transcription by RNA polymerase II; embryonic pattern specification. Gene Ontology annotation, cellular component: nucleus. The coding region runs from base 85 to 549 and encodes 154 amino acids. The transcript is spliced from 6 exons. The record is from RefSeq and is a predicted model, not a curated record.